CUCCCUCGUCCGCUCUCCUUCAUCGCUUCCACCGCAGAACAGACCGCGUCCGUCGUUCAUCCUCCUGCCCGCAUGACUGGGAGUCAGACUCUGCUGCCGUACUUUACAGUGCAUUUCAACAAGAUGGGGUCGUUCCGGCGCCCUCGGCCUCGCUUCAUGAGCUCCCCGGCGCUCAGCGAUUUGCCGCGGUUUUAUGCCAGCAGACAGACCAUGCAGCUGAACUCCAGCGCCAUGUGGAACAGUGUGCAGAACGCCGUCAUCAACGUGUUCAAAGGAGGAGGCCUGCAAGCUAACGAACUCUACACCCUCAACGAGAACAUCAGACAUUUACUGAAGAGUGAACUUGGCUCGUUCAUCACGGAUUACUUUCAGAAUCAGCUGCUGUCCAAGGGUUUGGCCUUAAUGGAGGAGAAAGUCAAGUUGUAUGAAGGUGAAAACCGUGUCUUGAUUCUUUCCGAACUGUGGGAUCAUUUCUUCACUGAAAUCCUUCCAACGCUCCAGGCCAUAUUCUAUCCCGUCCAGGGCCAGGAACUUACCAUUCGGCAGAUUGCUCUUCUUGGCUUCAGGGACCUGGUUCUUUUAAAAGUGAACCUGGACAGAAGGCUGCCGCCGUUCAUGAAGUCACCAGUUCCACCUCCCAUCCUACAGAUGCUGCUGAUCCUCCAGGGUAUCCACGAGCCAUCAGGACCCAGUGAAGGCUACCUGAAGCUGGAAGAGCUGGUGAAAAUGGUAGUAUCUCCAUAUCUGGUGGCAUAUGGGGACAGAAGCUACAACCACAGUAGUGCUCCCUGUAUACUUGAACAUCGAUUCCCUAAAUGUCACCUAAGAUCGGACACUAUGCCCUACACGCCACUUGAAGGUUCCUCCCUUCCGGUUGAGCGCUGCCUUUCCCCACUCACCGAACAGGAGGGGGAGGCAUAUUUGGAAAAAUGUGGAAGCGUCAGGAGACACACAGUAGCCAACGCUCACACAGACAUCCAACUUUUGGCAAUGGCCUCCAUCAUGCAUCCCAGAUCCGAGGAGGCAGAGCUUUCUAACGAGUGUCUACUACUGCAGCCCAGUUUCUCCCAGCGACAGUUUAGCAGUGAGCCAAAUAUCCUAGACAAUCCAUCACAGUUGCUUAGUACUGGUCCCCAUGACAGCCCAGAACACAGCUGCCCAUCCCCCAGCUGACGUGUACCCCAAAAACUGUGUGAAGACCUUGGAUGAGCAGUUGCAAAUAAUUUUAUGGGAUGCCUACGGCCCCAACGACGCCUAGUCCGCCGAGUGAAAACAGACUAAUCACACUAUGUCUUACCAAGAACUUAACGCAAUAAUAAUAACAUAGAAAAUACUUUUUUAAGGUACUUUCAUAUUUUAAUGGUAGAUUGAUAAGGUACAUUUUUUCUGGAGUCUUUGAUUGCGACUAGUUCAAAAAUGUGUCUCAGUGAAUGGAUGGGGACAGCAAAUCAACCAGCAGUGAGAGACUGGAAUGGCUUUCAGAAUAAGAAUAAGCCCAUGAAUCCUGCCCAAGAUAGUGCUUCUUUUUUUUGUUGUUGUUGAAAACUUGAGUUUUUUGUGUGUUUUUUUUUUGUUUUCUCUCAUUCAUUGAAGUGCAUUUAGAAUUGUGAGGAGGAGAAAAACAAACUGGAAAAUUAAAUAUAUUUUUAUUUAUUUAAUCCUUACUGUUAUUUUUGUAACUUUGCAUUUCGUAUUGACAUUGGAUUAAAAAAGUGGCACUGCAUGUAUUA
This is a messenger RNA of Bufo gargarizans (Asiatic toad), 1730 nucleotides long. It is a transcript of the gene PRR5L, whose product is annotated as proline rich 5 like. Gene Ontology annotation, cellular component: TORC2 complex. NCBI's taxonomy places the organism in Eukaryota, Metazoa, Chordata, Amphibia, Anura, Bufonidae. The record is from RefSeq and is a predicted model, not a curated record. Gene Ontology annotation, biological process: TORC2 signaling.